Messenger RNA from Dermacentor silvarum, 5135 nucleotides. RefSeq names its product Krueppel-like factor 5. The coding region runs from base 626 to 1993 and encodes 455 amino acids. Gene Ontology annotation, molecular function: DNA-binding transcription factor activity, RNA polymerase II-specific; RNA polymerase II cis-regulatory region sequence-specific DNA binding. The transcript is spliced from 5 exons. Gene Ontology annotation, biological process: regulation of transcription by RNA polymerase II. Lineage: Eukaryota; Metazoa; Arthropoda; Arachnida; Ixodida; Ixodidae. The record is from RefSeq and is a predicted model, not a curated record.
CGUCGCGUCGGCAACGACGACCACCGGCAACUUUCCCCCCCAUUCAACGAGAAAGAGCGCGCGCGGCCGCGCAACGUUAUCGUCCUCGAGCGUAACGCGUCUCCGAGGCGUCGGUCAACGGCUGAAACGCCGUCCGCUGCUGCCGCCCCCGUCGCCACGGGAUGGCCGCCGCGCGUUCAUGAACGCCAACGAUACUCGCCGCGCGACGAUCGCGAUGAACUUUAUGGCGCACGUGCUCCACGUGUUAGACUGACUCCUCCUCUCCCUCCUCCUCUUGUGAUUGUAGUGCCGACAUUUUCGUCACCUUCUCAACCAGCACUGCACACAACCUCACCACCUUUCCUGUUUCCUACGGUGCCUGUUGAACAGUGAAAUACCUGCUGCCAUUUGUGCUUCAGAACUGGCAUUCUUGUCAUUGGGUAACCACGCACCUUGCGAAGGAGUGCUGCUUCUGCUUGUCACAACGGCUGGCACCGUUUCGUGCUCGGGGAAACUGGUUGCCCUGUCCAUUUGCGGCUGCGGUGCUCUCCUGAAGUGCAGCGGUCGCCGCAGUGACGUGACGUUGGAUUUCGCGUGGCGAACGUGAAGGACUGUGCGCACCGCCUUUCAAGGACGUCCACCAGCUAUGCUGGACCGCUGUGGAUUUCAGCUUACACCAGGGAUGAAUAACUUCGUUGCCCCCGUGCUUCCAAGGGAAAACCUUCGACCAGGACCAAACAACAUUGGUUGGCAAGUUACCAGGCACCGGGACCCUGCGUGGCAGGGCAGAUAUCGGGGUUCCGUCAAGCCAGACCUGGACCCGUACCUGGAGCGCGACUGGGCGCCGGUGCGGCUCUCCGACGCGGCAAGUGCACAGCAAAAGGCUCGCCGCGAGAGCGCCUCGCAAGUGGACGAGUUCUUUGAGGUCCACCAGGUCGAGCCCGCAGAGGACGGCGGCAUGACGGCGUCGUUCGCCUCCAUGUGCGCUUCCCCGUACCCUCCCUACAUGGGCCGGUACCCUCACGCGCCGCCUCACAUGAGGGCCGAGUACCGGCUCUACCAUAUGGCUGUGUCCAAGUCCGAGGACAACGUGUUCGCCAAACCCAACCCUCCCCAGCCGCAGCAGCCGCAGCAGCCGCAACCGCAGCCACAGCCGCAGCCACAACAGCAGCCACUGAGGCAGCAGCAGCAACAGCAGCAGCAGCAACAACAUCUUCACCACCAGCCGCCUUCCGCGCCGCCGCUGGCCGACUCCUUCAACAUCAUCUGGGAAGACAUCACGGCGAGCAUGAACGCCCGGGAACCGGACACCUCGGCAACGGCUCCGCCGCCUCAGUCGAACUCCGUGGACAUGGUGCCCGUCGUGAAGAGCGAGGGACCCGUGCUAGCGCCCUGUCAGUACGGACCCGUGAUCAAGCAAGAGCUCGAGGCGUCGUGUUACCCUGGUGGCGGCUACUCUCCCCAGGCCGGUGCCGCGGCACCCCCGACCAACUUCAAGUUCAUGGUCGGGGGACCGCACUUCUCUAUGGCGCGAGUAUCGUACAUGCCUCCGACGCCACCGAACUCGGAGCCCGGAAGCCCGGCCACCGACGGAGGUCCGUUGAGCGGGUCGGCGUCGACGAGGAGGACACCGCCGCCGCCGUACCCGGCCGAGAGUCAACCGUCAAUGCCCUCCGGCCACAGAUCCACGCCCUCCGGCACCAGGUACAACAAGCGAAACAACCCCGAGCUGGAGAAGCGACGGAUCCACCACUGCGAAUACGAAGGUUGCUCCAAGGUGUACACCAAAAGCUCCCACCUAAAGGCUCACCAAAGGAUACACACUGGAGAGAAGCCCUACCACUGCCACUGGCAUGGGUGCGACUGGCGCUUCGCGCGCUCCGACGAGCUGACUCGCCACUACCGGAAGCACACGGGCUGCAAGCCGUUCAAGUGCCGCAUCUGCGAGCGCACUUUCGCCCGAUCUGACCACUUGGCGCUGCACAUGAAGAGGCACCAGCCCAAGGUCAAGUGACCUUGGCGCGCCCCCCAAACUUCGUCUCGACACAUAUAGCCGGCAGAAACAAGUGAAACUGUGCUAUGCCGCCCGGACGCGCGGUUUGAAUCCAGCGUGCGCGCCGUCUGCUUGCCAAGCCCCACGUUUCAGCGUCGUGUGCCCGCCCGCCGCCUCAAGCACUUUUGUGAACUCUUGACCCGUGCCUUUUCGAUGGACCUUUUGACAGAGACCAAUCAGUGCUGCGUUCGAUCCACGAGAACUCAUUGUGUUGACUUUCAUGUUGCCGAGCGCCUGCCUCUCGGAUGACAUUGGUGGUGGUGAUCGUGCCGCCUCGCGGAACGGACACUAAAAAAAAAAAAAGCAAAAAAAAGGGACUAUACUCCAUCUUAUACAUAGCAAGCAACGCUGUGCCACCUGCGCAAGUAGUCCGGUUAUAGAAGUCUUACUCCGCGCGUUUGGCAAAGUUCUUUUUAAUGUGCUUCCUUUUUAAGGCAAAGAAGAACAAAAACUAAAACUUCAUACAGUAUUACAACCACAACUUGUAGACUCGAGUUUAAGUCAAGUUGCGCAUUAUUUGUGCGAUUUCGUGUUUCCAGUAUGUGUCACCCAGUGUCAGCCCUGUGGCUAUGGCGUUGCGCUGCUAAGCUUUCGGCCUUCGCAUCCGCAUUUCGCUACCGGCGGAAUGACCAAACGCUCGUGAACCUCGUAUUUGAGCGCGCGUUAAAAAAAUCCGCCGUGGUCAAAAUUAAUUCGGAGUCUUCCACUGCGCCGUGCCGCAGGUAAUCGGACCGUGAUUUCGGCUCGUAGAACCCAAGACAUUAAUGUUUUUGCCUCCGGUAUGUGGCGUACUAUGUGUUGCUCGCGAGGGCGAAUGAUGCGCUGUGGCCGCUGGUCGCACUAAUCUGUCGCACCGCUCAUUUUGUCGUGAAUAGGAUCUCCGAGGCAUUCUAUGUAAUAGAUACGUCAUAGUUUGUUACACAAAAGUAUGACUUAGCUUUUAACUCUUAAUCUGUCUUUCUUACGUGGUGCGCAAUUUUUGGGGCGCGGAUGCGAACAGAGAGAAGUCUCUCUCUCGGCUUCCGAGCGUUGCUUGCUAUGUAUAACACGCAGUAUGAAGCUCGUCAGUUGGAGAAAGUUGUUCCUGCCGUGGUUGCCCCCCACCGCGCGCUCCGGGCGUCAGCCUUUCCUGAGAAUUCAUCAAGUGCCAUUACGUCGGUUGUUUCGUCGCACCGCGCGAGUUGUGUUUCGAGAAGAGCGCAGCGUCGCGUUUGUGUCGCGCGAGAUGACGGACAUACGUUACCCCCUGCCCCCCCCCCCCCCCCCUUCGUCGUUGUAAUCAGUGUUUCGCGUCCUUUUAAUCUAUGUUGCUCUUUAUUGUUGGUUUUUUAUUGUUGUUGAAAUGAGUCGCUAAAUGCGUUCGAUACGAAUCAACCCUCCCCUUCCUCCUCCUCCUCUUCUUUUUUCGAGUAUGAUUGGACGUUUGAGGCUAAUCACACUUUCAAUGGAGCAGACAGCACGCUUCGGGCGCUGCUUGUGAGAGUCUAUGUAAUAUUUGUAGGUGUGCAGCAUUCUUGCACCUUUGGCGACGAGCCUCCGCUAAACUUCUCGAAGAAAGUGGAACAAGAUCUGAAGAGUUUAUUUACGAUGGCGAAUUUUUUAUUCUCUUCAGGAAAGAGCCGUCGAUUAAAGUAGACAAAAAGCGGCACGUAUAGAAGGUCCCGAGCGCGCCUGAUAGCGUGUUUUCCUCCAAUUCUACAGAUGGUGACGUUGAGAAAGAGCCCGUAAAUGUUGCAUGCUUUCAAAUUUGCAUCCACGGCUCUCUCGCCCGCUUUUGCAAACAAGUGAUCUAUUUAUGGAAAUUUUUAUUCGUGCCAUACUUCGUCAGUGUUGUUUUCAAGCCUGAUAUUAAUUUAUUGUUUACUUUACAUUGCGAUUUGCGAAAAAAGGUUUGUUUUGCUUACAUCUGUCAUCGAAAAUGUCAUUGAAAGAAGAGUCAGAAGAGUCAUGUUUUUACCUGUGACGUACGUCUCCGCAGCACUGUUAACAGUCGUCCUCCCUUCCCAUGAAUCGAGAUCGAUUUUUUGACGUUAUUGGAAGCGUUAGUGACUUCCGCAGACGGCUUUUCCACAACAUUUGGUUGCCUAAUGAAUAUACAGAAUCAACAUUUGCAGUUAGCGUCAACGGCUUUGAAUUCAAUUAACAAAGUAGCAGGUGCCACAGGACACUGGGCAUAAUGUGGGCCUGAGUAUUUGGUCAAGGAAACCAAGGCAAUCGAGAGAAACAAUGAAAUAUCAACAUUUAAUUUUGGCUGUGUAAUGCUGUGGAGACGUCGGAACCCCCCUUUUUUAUUAUUAAUUCGUUGACAAGAGGGGAAAACUUCAUUUUAUUUGAUGUUGUCUUCACCGCUAUGAAAGCAAGGAGACAUUAAGUCGGGAAUACAUAUUCAACCUUUAUCGAAACUGGUGCCUUUUUAAACCGUGGUACAAGCUGCCUUAAAAAAAAAAAAAAGAAAACGUACCCGUUUAACCGCGGUCUUUCUGACCCCGUGCAUGUCAAGAAGUAAAGUGUACGCAGUAGACCUAUGAAGUGACCCGUGAAACUUCUUAUGCAGUGACGCAGAUUACUAAUAUGUCACCUACCUGUUAUCCACCAUCGUGCCUGAAUGUUCUUUAUCAUUGUAAUUUAAUUCUCAUCUCUCGUUAAAUGUACUUAAAAGAGGAAACGACAAGGAACAUUGCAACUCGCCUGUUCCGUUGAGCAUGUUGUUUCUGGACUCGCCGCGUACGCCCGUGGCAAGCUGGCAGCGGCGCGGACAGUUUCCUCGAAAGUGCUCAAAACGACCGGUGGUCGGAAGGUCUCUCCAUCUGUUCCUGAUGCUCAAUUGUUCUUUUGUGCCAUACUUUUUAUGCUGUACAUAGAUUUACAGAGAAGAACAGAGAUGAUUGCGCGCAAGGCUGGGACGGCCAGCGAAGGCAGUGCUGCGCGGCCACGAAAAAAAAAAAAAAAUGUGGGCACCAGUGCGUUGGCCAGACUAUUCCCCUCUUGGCGACAAGUGUCGUGUUCGAAUAUUUGUUCGCCUCUCGAGGCGCAUCGUCGCGAGUGCUGUAAAAAUAUGGCUUUAUUCUGCGAGUGAAAUAAACCAAAAGUGCCAUUUUUUUUU